AAUGUCAUUGCUGGAAUUCCCACCGCUGAACUCUUCCGGAAAACCGUAUGCUAUCCAGGAAUUCAACGGUCGUAUAUUGAGUGGAAGUCUAGCCGAAUUUCAGGCAAUGGCAAAAUGUGAAUCGAUGUCUGAUUAUCCAUUUAUCGAGCGAGCGCAUCUCAACAGCCUCCAACAUUCCAUAUCUAAAAACAAUUUGACAGGGGCUUUCGUCUUCCGAGAAGCUGAUCAACUAAGUCAAGCUCUCGAUCGAUGGAAAAAAGAUGGUAUAGUAGGCGUGAUCGACUACGUCGCAGACAUCACCGAAGACGGUAAACUUUGGCCAGUUGCACAUCUCAGUCGCGGUGUUGUUCAUAUUCGAGAUGGAUUUGCCAGAAUAGCGUCGCGGCUUAUCCCUUCACUUAGUCAGGAUAGCAACUGGUUACGGUGUGUGGCUGUGCACGACGAAGGGCGACGUUUAGCUAUUUGUCAGAACAACGACUAUAUUCGAGUCUAUAGUAUAGGACGACCUCAGAGGGCACCAUCAACUUUAAGACAUCCACUGCAGACGAAUGUAACCUGUAUGGCUUGGGAACCUUUCGACCAGCGUGUGCUUGCGGUUGCAGUCAGUGACAAAAUUCUUAUAUGGAGACUGAAUACAAAGGGGGCCAACAUAAACCAAAUUAUUUGGGAUCGUACGACUACAAACGCAAUUUUAGCCACGUCACCCAACAGUGGGAAGAUUAUGGUAGACCGGCUACUGGACUUUGAAGUCAUAACAUUUCAUAUUGUUGACGUUUCCACUGGCGAAGUUGAUUCAUUCGGUGCUUGGUCAGGCGGCAAUAUAACUAAUGUGGUCCCGACUGCAGAUGGCCAGCGGCUUGUUGUUUUGUAUACUGGAAACAUUAUUCGGUACAUUGUUCGUGGUAAAAGUAAUUCUUCGCUUGUACUACUUUAUGACCGCAGUACGUGGCGUGAGGAACGAUGGAGUGGACUAGCUGGACGAGCGGUCAGCGCAGUAUGGUCGCCUACAGGGUGUUGCUUACUGUUUUCUUCAGAAAACAGUCAUCAGAUUUAUUCCAUUGCGUUUUCGGCGAAAAAUGAAGUCAAUGAAGAUGGAAUCUUCGAAGCAUAUGGGUUUGGAAACUACUUCCAUAUUAGAGUAUCCGAUUUAAGCAGGUGGAUUGGCGACACUCAUGCAAUUCCAGUUUUCGACUUAUCGCCAGUAGAGUUUGAUCCUUCGGAGGUUGAAAUUGAGGGAGCUGUUGAAAGGUUCUUCAUCUCUCACCUUCUAAUUCGACCUUAUAAUGCCUUACGUUGUACUUUCUCUAAGUCUCUAAGUAGUGAAAGGUAUUUCAGAGCAAUUGUUACCAUAGGUGGAAAGGUGCACUGCAUGACACUGAGUCCUGAUGGACAAAGGUUAGCCAUAAGUUUUGCAGAUAUUACCGUCGUAUUUUCAGACAAUCCAGGUGUUGUUGCUGUUUUUAUCGUGGAUUGGCUUCCAACGGUCAGGCUUACUCCUGCAUCAGCAGCGAAAAUAAUUUCUCGCGUGUUCAGCGGUUUCGUAGAAGCACCCAUGUUUGGAUGUCCGUCGAUAAUUUUCUUCCUCCAAAAAUUUAACAGCGGUUCGAUGUUAACUAUUGUGUGGUCUGAUGGUUGCAUUCAAUAUUUGCCUCUGAUUUAUGGUCCCAAGUCUUCAUUAAAUUUCAAUUCGAGGACGAUUUUAGACGAAAUAAGCGAUCGGUCAAGUCCAGGUAACUUCCGCCACAAAUUUUGGUAG
Messenger RNA from Angiostrongylus costaricensis, 1756 nucleotides. Lineage: Eukaryota; Metazoa; Nematoda; Chromadorea; Rhabditida; Metastrongylidae. The record is from the annotation of a GenBank genome assembly.